GCAUAAUUUAUUUUAUAAAUUAAGUUAAUAAAUCUGUUUCCACUUUUACUUCAUCUAUAUACAUUUAAUCCAUUUGUUUAACUGUAUAUUUUUAUUAUUACUAAUUUAAUGGCUUAUUUUAUUGCUCAGUCCCAUAGAAUACGUUAAUUAUUUGUGUUGUAAAUUUUAGAGUUUCAACGGCUGUAUUGAAAUAUUUAGCUCAAGAAAUCAGUGAUACUUUUGAUGAAAGACCAGGAAUUUAUUAUUCUCCAGGAAUCACCGACGGAAUUAAAAAAAUUAAUCCCACUGGUAAAUUGCAGAACCAAGUGAGUUACGCUAGAAAACAAUUAAUCGAAUCUGGAUUAUUAGUUAGUAAUAAACAAAACUUGUCAGUUUCGGAGGAGCCACGAAAUAAGUUUAAAUUCUCUACAGAUCUUUAGAAAUGAUGUUGAUAUUAAAUUUUCUGAUUGUAGCCACGGAAGCUUCAGCAGAGAGCCUGAAAAUCCUUCAGUGUGCUAAAGGCGAUGAUUGGAAUUCAGUAAAAAAAGCUUGGGAAGAUGCUUUCGUAAUCCGAAAACAACUGAAAUCAGAUAGGCAAGAUAAACUUGUUGAAUUUGAUAUUUUUCCUUGUAUGUCUGAUCAAAGAGCUGAUGAAUUAAUUCAUACUGAUUUUGAGUACCAGUUUGGUAAUGCUAAAUCAUUAAGGGAAUCUUGGACUGCAUUACGGAGUAGCUUAGAAAGUUUCAUUGCAUCAAAAAGAACAGAUAAUUUUAAUUUGGCAGAAUCGCUACAAAAUCUAUUAGAAUUACCAGAUGGUUCGUUGAAAUUUUAUAAUUUUGAAUACAAAAUUAUUUUUGACUAAAUUAAUUUAAUAUUCUAUCAUUUUAGCAAAUGAAGAUGCUAUCAUUCUUUCGUUAUUAUUAGAUGCGAUUAGAUCAAACAUU
Molecule: messenger RNA, 923 nt
Organism: Microplitis mediator
Lineage: Eukaryota; Metazoa; Arthropoda; Insecta; Hymenoptera; Braconidae
Exons: 2
Coding region: 422-841 (139 amino acids)
Source: RefSeq, a predicted model, not a curated record